Messenger RNA from Blumeria graminis f. sp. triticale, 2463 nucleotides. Lineage: Eukaryota; Fungi; Ascomycota; Leotiomycetes; Helotiales; Erysiphaceae. The record is from the annotation of a GenBank genome assembly.
AUGGGGUUUAGGCUGGCCUGGUAUGUGACGGUAUCAGCGCUCCUUGCUGGAGGCGUAGUUAUCUCUGCUUUUCACCAGAGGUCAAACUUUUACUCAACAUGCGUUUACUUAGCACAAAGCAACUUAUGCCUAAUGAUAUUAAUCAACCUCAUGCUACUAGUUUACGGAACUCUUAUGUACAGCCUACAAAGAUUAUGCUUCGGCGAGCUGAGACCGAUAGAAAUUGAACAGCUUUAUGAGAAAGGAUGGUUCGCAGUAACUGAGACGUGUCUAGCUAUGACAAUCUUUCGAGAAGAGGUUGGAGCUUGGUUCUUAGUAAUGUUCGUUGGGCUUUUGACUGGCAAAGUAUGGGGUUGGAUUGGUGAUGGGCGGGUGGAGAUUUUAGGACAACAACCGCCUUCUAACCCCAGACUUUUUCACAUUCGACUGUCGACUUCGUUAGCAAUUUCAGUGAUUUAUGAUCUAAUCAUGAUGAAAUACAUCAUAAGCUCUGUGAUCCAGCAAGCUCGGCCGAAUAUGAUGGUCAUGUUCUUAUUCGAAUUCACUAUAUUGACAACCACCUCAUUAUCAACGGCUUUUCGAUACGGAAUUUCAUUAACGGAAGCUAGUAUCAUAAAGAAACAGACCCAGGACUUACUUAACGAGCGUCGCCGGGAAAUUCGGGAGGAAAGGAUUCGGAUCCUGCAGCAGCGUGAAGCUUCUACCGCCUCUAGCACGGAAAACGAACCCCAAACUACAACCCAGCUGCCAUCCGAAGAUGAUAUGGAUGAAACUGAUAUUGAUGUUCCCGGCUGGGAGGCUAAAGGCCAAUGGCUACUCACGCUGGAUCUUAUUACUGACUUCGUGAAAUUUGGCAUCUACACUUCGUUCUUCAUUGUUUUAUUGAUGUUUUAUGGCAUACCUAUUCAUAUAAUUCGUGACCUACUACUAACGGCUAGAUCGUGCAUGAAGCGCCUUGCAGCUUUCCUCCGAUAUCGACGAGCAACACGGGACAUGAAUGCAAGGUACCCAGACGCAACAGCGGAAGAUAUACAACGAGAAGAUACCUGUAUAAUAUGUCGCGAAGAUAUGAGGCCUUGGAUCGCUGUCGACUUACAGCCACCGGGGGGUGAAGCUAUUGAUGGAGUGCCACCUGCCCGCCCUACCGGUCCAAUCAACGAGCGAACACGUCCAAAAAAACUGCCAUGUGGUCAUAUAUUACACCUUGGAUGUCUUAAAAGCUGGCUAGAGCGGCAACAAGUUUGUCCCACCUGUCGACGUCCAGUAGUCGAUCCUCAAAAUCAAACACCGGGAGCUGCGUUAGGAGCUGCUCCUGGAAUAGGUUUACCACCUCAACAACCCGCUCAACAAGAAGGGAUUGGGGGCCAGCAGCCAGUAGCUGGCCGAGCACCAGGAAGAGGCAUGCGAAUGUUAAACCUCGGGCCUCUAAGGGUUGGAUUCGGACAGGCGAAUCUCCAAGACUUAGCCCGUGAACUCGGUGGCCCCCAAGCAGGACCCGAGAAUGCCGGGAUUGGUGGACCCAGGGUGUAUGGUUUGGAGCUAGGGUUCCCACGUCGAGCUCAGCCUCAGCAACAACCGGCCAGUACAAGUAAUACCCCUCCAGUGCUAAGCUUACAACAACAAUUACGGACUCUAGAAAAUCAAAUUAUAGGUGAAAUCUCCAACCUUCGUCUUACCCAACAAGAGUGGCAACUCGUCAAUUUAUUGCGGGCAGAGCUCGAGAGGAUUCGAGCUAUACGGAAUGGAACGGCAGAGCCCUUAUCAGGAAAUAUAUCGAUCGCUCAAGUACCACCAUUUGCACCAUCAUCAUCGCGCACAAUUCCGACGCUCCCCCCUCGAGUUCAGACCUUCCAGCCUGUAUCAACUUCAACUAUUCCAUCUGGACACAUAGACCUUCCACCAGGAGUAACUAUUCCAGAAGGAUGGUCUCUUCUCCCCUUGCAAAGUGUCGAUAGAGUACCUAGCGCUAUUACUAGUAAUUCACAAGCGGAAGAGCCUUCUAAUAUCCCGCGCGGAACUACUACUGAUCCUGAAAAGAGUUCAAAUACGGAACCAGCUUUAGAAUCAACUAGUAAAUCGGACCAACCUUUAGGUACCUCACACGUUGAUAGAGACAAAUUUUGUCCAUCAGUUUCAUCUCCAGAUAUUAGUAAAAUGGAGAUCACAAACACAUCCCUAAAAAAAUCCGAUAUAAAAACAAAUGACAUUGAAAGAGACUCCCAACCUGUUGCGCAAAAGGACUCCAACUCUCCUCAUAAUGUGGAGCCUUCGCAGCUCGUUUCGACGCGCCCUGAUACAGAGCUAAUACCAGGUGAAAAGGCCAGGUCUCAAGUCCUGCAAGCUCCAGUUGGAGAAAUUAGCCCAAAAGGAGUAUGUAAUAUUGAAGUGGACGGAAGCGGUAAAAGCAACGGAAAAGCGCCAGCUGCAACUGUAGAGGAUACUGUAGAUGAUACGGAGCAAUGA